This is a messenger RNA of Haliaeetus leucocephalus (bald eagle), 6177 nucleotides long. Its product is annotated as myosin-7. The transcript has 40 exons. Gene Ontology annotation, molecular function: cytoskeletal motor activity; actin filament binding; ATP binding. The record is from RefSeq and is a predicted model, not a curated record. NCBI's taxonomy places the organism in Eukaryota, Metazoa, Chordata, Aves, Accipitriformes, Accipitridae. The annotation marks the transcript as partial. Gene Ontology annotation, cellular component: myosin complex.
GCCAUGCCCAACGUGGAGAUGGCCGAAUUCGGGGAGGCGGCCCCAUACCUCCGCAAAUCGGAGAAGGAGAGGUUGGCCGCCCAGACCCGCCCCUUCGACCUGAAGAAGGACAUCUUCGUCCCCGACGAGAAGGAGGAGUUCGUCAAGGCCACCAUCGUCACCCGCGAGGGCGCCAAGAUCACCGCCGAGACCGAGCACGGCAAGACGGUGACGGUGAAGGAGGACCAGAUCAUGCAGCAGAACCCCCCCAAGUUCGACAAGAUCGAGGACAUGGCCAUGCUGACCUUCCUCCACGAGCCCGCCGUCCUCUACAACCUCAAGGAGCGCUACGCCGCCUGGAUGAUCUACACCUACUCGGGGCUCUUCUGCGUGACGGUCAACCCCUACAAGUGGUUGCCCGUCUACAACGCCGAGGUGGUGGCCGCCUACCGGGGCAAGAAACGGAGUGAAGCUCCGCCCCACAUCUUCUCCAUCUCCGACAACGCCUACCAGAACAUGCUGACGGACCGAGAGAACCAGUCCAUCCUCAUCACCGGAGAAUCCGGGGCGGGGAAGACGGUGAACACCAAGAGGGUCAUCCAAUACUUCGCCAGCAUCGCUGCCAUCGGCGACCGCAAGAAGGACGCGGCCAAUAGCAGCAAGGGCACCCUGGAGGACCAGAUCAUCCAGGCCAACCCCGCCCUGGAGGCCUUCGGCAACGCCAAGACCGUCCGCAACGACAACUCGUCCCGAUUUGGCAAGUUCAUCCGGAUCCACUUCGGGGCCACCGGGAAGUUGGCGUCGGCCGACAUCGAGACCUACCUCCUGGAGAAGUCCCGCGUCAUCUUCCAGCUGAAGGCUGAGAGGAACUACCACAUCUUCUACCAGAUCCUCUCCAACAAGAAGCCGGAGCUGCUGGACAUGAUGCUGGUGACCAACAACCCCUACGACUACGCCUUCAUCUCCCAAGGAGAGACCACCGUGCCGUCCAUCGAUGACGCCGAGGAGCUCCUGGCCACCGACAGCGCUUUCGACGUCCUGGGCUUCACCCAAGAGGAGAAGAACUCCAUCUACAAGCUGACGGGCGCCAUCAUGCACUUCGGCAACAUGAAGUUCAAGCAGAAGCAACGGGAGGAGCAGGCGGAGCCGGACGGCACCGAAGAGGCUGACAAGUCGGCCUACCUGAUGGGGCUGAACUCAGCCGAUCUCCUCAAGGGGUUGUGCCACCCUCGGGUGAAGGUGGGCAACGAGUACGUCACCAAGGGGCAGAAUGUCCAGCAGGUGAUUUACGCCGUCGGGGCGUUGGCCAAGGCCGUCUAUGAGAAGAUGUUCAACUGGAUGGUGGUGAGGAUCAACAACUCGCUGGAGACCAAGCAGCCGCGUCAGUACUUCAUCGGCGUGCUGGACAUCGCCGGCUUCGAGAUCUUCGACUUCAACAGCUUCGAGCAGCUCUGCAUCAACUUCACCAACGAGAAGCUGCAGCAGUUCUUCAACCACCACAUGUUCGUGCUGGAGCAGGAGGAGUACAAGAAGGAGGGGAUCGAGUGGGAGUUCAUCGACUUCGGCAUGGACCUCCAGGCCUGCAUCGACCUCAUCGAGAAGCCCAUGGGGAUCAUGUCCAUCCUGGAGGAGGAGUGCAUGUUCCCCAAGGCCACGGACAUGACCUUCAAGGCCAAACUGUUUGACAACCACCUGGGCAAGUCGGCCAACUUUGGGAAGCCGCGCAACAUCAAAGGGAAGCCAGAGGCCCACUUCGCCCUCAUCCACUACGCCGGCACGGUGGACUACAACAUCAUCGGGUGGUUGCAGAAGAACAAGGACCCCCUCAACGAGACGGUGGUGGGGCUCUACCAGAAGUCGGCCCUCAAGCUCUUGGCCAACCUCUUCGCCAACUACGCCGGGGCGGACGCACCCAUGGAGAAGGGGAAAGGAGCCAAGAAGAAAGGUUCCUCCUUCCAGACGGUCUCCGCCCUGCACCGGGAGAACCUCAACAAGCUGAUGACCAACCUGCGGUCCACCCACCCCCACUUCGUCCGCUGCAUCAUCCCCAACGAGACCAAGUCUCCCGGUGUGAUGAACAACCCCCUGGUGAUGCACCAGCUCCGCUGCAACGGGGUGCUGGAGGGCAUCCGCAUCUGCCGCAAGGGCUUCCCCAACCGCAUCCUCUACGGGGACUUCCGCCAGCGGUACCGCAUCCUGAACCCGGCGGCCAUCCCCGAGGGGCAGUUCAUCGACAGCCGCAAGGGCGCCGAGAAGCUCCUGGGGUCCCUUGACAUCGACCACAACCAGUACAAGUUCGGGCACACCAAGAGCGCUUUCGACGUCCUGGGCUUCACCGCCGAGGAGAAGGCCGGCGUCUACAAGCUGACGGGCGCCAUCAUGCACUUCGGCAACAUGAAGUUCAAGCAGAAGCAACGGGAGGAGCAGGCGGAGCCGGACGGCACCGAAGACGCCGACAAGUCGGCCUACCUGAUGGGGCUGAACUCAGCCGAUCUCCUCAAGGGGUUGUGCCACCCUCGGGUGAAGGUGGGCAACGAGUACGUCACCAAGGGGCAGAAUGUCCAGCAGGUGUAUUACUCCAUCGGGGCGUUGGCCAAGGCCGUCUAUGAGAAGAUGUUCAACUGGAUGGUGGUGAGGAUCAACAACUCGCUGGAGACCAAGCAGCCGCGUCAGUACUUCAUCGGCGUGCUGGACAUCUUCAACAGCUUCGAGCAGCUCUGCAUCAACUUCACCAACGAGAAGCUGCAGCAGUUCUUCAACCACCACAUGUUCGUGCUGGAGCAGGAGGAGUACAAGAAGGAGGGGAUCGAGUGGGAGUUCAUCGACUUCGGCAUGGACCUCCAGGCCUGCAUCGACCUCAUCGAGAAGCCCAUGGGGAUCAUGUCCAUCCUGGAGGAGGAGUGCAUGUUCCCCAAGGCCUCGGACAUGACCUUCAAGGCCAAGCUCUACGACAACCACCUGGGCAAGGACUCGCUGCUGGUGAUCCAGUGGAACGUCAGGGCUUUCAUGGGGGUGAAGAACUGGCCGUGGAUGAAGCUCUACUUCAAGAUCAAGCCCUUGCUGAAGAGCGCCGAGACGGAGAAGGAGAUGCAGACCAUGAAGGAGGAGUUUGGGCGGCUGAAGGAGGCCCUGGAGAAGUCGGAGGCCCGGCGGAAGGAGCUGGAGGAGAAGAUGGUCUCCAUGCUGCAGGAGAAGAACGACCUUCAGCUCCAAGUGCAGGCCGAGCAAGACAACCUCGCCGACGCCGAGGAGCGCUGCGACCAGCUGAUCAAGAACAAGAUCCAGCUGGAGGCCAAGGUGAAGGAGCUGACGGAGCGGCUGGAGGAUGAGGAGGAGAUGAACGCCGAGCUGACGGCCAAGAAGAGGAAGCUGGAGGACGAGUGCUCGGAGCUAAAGAAGGACAUCGAUGACCUGGAGUUGUCUUUGGCCAAGGUGGAAAAGGAGAAACACGCCACCGAGAACAAGGUCAAGAACCUCACCGAGGAGAUGGCCGGGCUGGACGAGAUCAUCGUCAAGCUGACGAAGGAGAAGAAGGCCCUGCAGGAAGCUCACCAGCAAGCGCUGGAUGACCUGCAGGCAGAGGAAGACAAGGUCAACACGUUGACGAAGGCCAAAGUCAAGCUGGAGCAGCAAGUGGACGACCUGGAGAGCUCGCUGGAGCAGGAGAAGAAGAUCCGGAUGGACCUGGAACGGGCCAAGAGGAAGCUGGAAGGCGACUUGAAGCUGGCUCAGGAGAGCAUCAUGGACCUGGAGAACGACAAGCAGCAAUUGGAUGAAAGGCUGAAAAAGAAAGACUUUGAGCUCAACGCCCUCAACGCCAGAAUCGAGGACGAGCAAGCGAUCGCCGCCCAGCUCCAGAAGAAGCUGAAAGAGCUUCAGGCGCGGAUCGAGGAGCUGGAGGAGGAGCUGGAGGCAGAGCGGACGGGCAGGGCCAAGGUGGAGAAGCUGCGCUCGGACCUGUCGCGGGAGCUGGAGGAGAUCAGCGAGCGGCUGGAGGAGGCGGGCGGCGCCACCUCAGUGCAGAUCGAACUCAACAAGAAGCGGGAGGCGGAGUUCCAGAAGAUGCGGCGGGACCUGGAGGAGGCCACGCUGCAGCACGAGGCCACGGCCGCCGCGCUGCGCAAGAAGCACGCCGACAGCGUGGCCGAGCUCAGCGAGCAGAUCGACAACCUGCAGCGCGUCAAGCAGAAGCUGGAGAAGGAGAAGAGCGAGCUCAAGCUGGAGCUGGACGAUGUCGGCUCCAACAUGGAGCAGCUGAUCAAGGCCAAGGCCAACCUGGAGAAGAUGUGCCGCACCAUGGAAGACCAGAUGAACGAGCACCGGACCAAGUCCGAAGAGGCUCAACGCAUGGUCAACGACCUCACCACCCAACGGGCCAAGCUCCAGACGGAGAACGGUGAGCUCUCCAGGCAGCUGGAGGAGAAGGAAGCCUUCAUCAACCAGUUGACGCGAGGGAAACUCACCUACACCCAGCAGCUGGAGGACCUCAAGAGGCAGCUAGAGGAGGAGACCAAGGCCAAGAACGCGCUGGCCCACGCCCUCCAGUCGGCCCGGCACGACUGCGACCUGCUGCGGGAGCAGUACGAGGAGGAGACGGAGGCCAAGGCCGAGCUCCAGCGCUCGCUCUCCAAGGCCAACUCCGAGGUGGCACAGUGGCGGACCAAGUACGAGACGGACGCCAUCCAGCGCACAGAGGAGCUGGAGGAAGCCAAGAAGAAGCUGGCCCAGCGGCUGCAGGAGGCCGAGGAGGCGGUGGAGGCGGUCAACGCCAAGUGCUCCUCCCUGGAGAAGACCAAGCACCGGCUGCAGAACGAGAUCGAAGACCUCAUGGCGGACCUGGAGCGGUCGAACGCGGCGGCCGCCGCCCUGGACAAGAAGCAGAGGAACUUCGACAAGAUCUUGUCCGAGUGGAAGCAGAAGUUCGAGGAGUCGCAGACGGAGCUGGAGGCGUCGCAGAAGGAGGCCAGGUCCCUCAGCACCGAGCUCUUCAAGCUGAAGAACGCCUACGAGGAGUCGCUCGAGCACCUGGAGACCUUCAAGAGGGAGAACAAGAACCUCCAAGAGGAGAUCUCGGACCUGACGGAGCAGCUGGGCGCCAGCCACAAGACCAUCCACGAGCUGGAGAAGGUGCGGAAGCAGCUGGACGCCGAGAAGCUGGAGCUCCAAGCCGCGCUGGAGGAGGCUGAGGCCUCUCUGGAGCACGAGGAGGGCAAGAUCCUGAGGGCCCAGCUGGAGUUCAACCAGGUGAAGGCGGACUACGAGCGCAAGCUGGCCGAGAAGGACGAGGAGACGGAGCAGGCCAAGCGCAACCACCUGCGGGCGGUGGACUCGCUGCAGACCUCGCUGGACGCCGAGACCCGGAGCCGCAACGAGGCCCUGAGGCUGAAGAAGAAGAUGGAGGGCGACCUCAACGAGAUGGAGCUCCAACUCGGCCACGCCAACCGCCUGGCCGCCGAGGCCCAGAAGCAAGUCAAGACCUUGCAGGGCUACCUCAAGGACACGCAGCUGCAGUUGGACGACGCGGUGCGGGUCAACGAGGACCUGAAGGAGAACGUCGCCAUCGCGGAGCGGAGGAACAACCUUCUGCAGUCGGAGCUGGAGGAGCUGCGGGCGGCAGUGGAGCAGAGCGAGAGGGCCCGCAAGUUGGCCGAGCAGGAGCUAAUCGAGGCCAGCGAGAGGGUCCAGCUCCUCCACUCGCAGAACACCAGCCUCAUCAACCAGAAGAAGAAGAUGGAGGGCGACAUCUCCCAGCUGCAGGCGGAGGUGGAAGAGGCCAUCCAGGAGUGCAGGAACGCCGAGGAGAAGGCCAAGAAGGCCAUCACCGACGCGGCCAUGAUGGCCGAGGAGCUGAAAAAGGAGCAGGACACCAGCGCCCACCUGGAGCGGAUGAAGAAGAACAUGGAGCAGACCAUCAAGGACCUGCAGCUGCGGUUGGACGAGGCCGAGCAGUUGGCCCUCAAGGGGGGCAAGAAGCAGCUGCAGAAGCUGGAAGCCCGCGUCAGGGAGCUGGAGAACGAGCUGGAGGCCGAGCAGAAGCGCAACGCCGAGAGCGUCAAGGGCCUCCGCAAGUCUGAGCGGCGCGUCAAGGAGCUCAGCUACCAGACAGAGGAGGACCGCAAGAACCUGGUCCGGCUGCAGGACCUGGUGGACAAGCUCCAGCUGAAGGUCAAGGCCUACAAGCGGCAGGCGGAGGAGGCG